AUGACCGGCCACCUUCUGAUCUACAUCAUGGUGUCCAUCUUCAUCACCAUCUCCUACGCUCCUCCGAAAAUAACAGUUCACUACGUUGCCCCGGGGAUUUCUGCUAAUUCCUCAGCUCUGGCUUCUCGCCCACUUGGCCCAUUCUGGAACCUGCGUUUGGAAGACGGCGCGCUUUGGAACAGAUUGCAGCACGCUCUGGACCGUCAACACAAUCCGAUACUAAGAGGAAACACAACUGGGAUAAUGAGGAAGCCGAAAGUGCAGCUUUUAACGGAAAUCGAGGAUGAAUGCCUUUCUGACUGCAUGUCCCACAAGUGCUCAGUCCCUCGCGUGCAUGAUAUGGAUAGUUUGUCAGAACAAAUGAGGGCAUUUAUCAAGUCAAUGCACUGCAGGAAAUACCCCCUCCUCAUCAAUCAGCCUGGUAUGUGUAGGAGGGGGAACCACAGCUUUGGAGUGGACUCUCCCAUGCUCCUCAUGGCCAUCAAAUCUCAAGUGGGGAAUUUUGAAAACAGGCAGGCCAUCCGUGAAACAUGGGGGCGAAGUGGCAUGGUGAGGGGGCAAUCGAAUAAGAAAGGGGGACUUGUGCAGACAGUUUUUCUGCUUGGAAGGCAGGACUCAAGUACAGGUCCACAUCCAGACCUCAACAACCUCCUUGAGCUUGAGAACCAGAGGUACGGGGAUAUUCUACAGUGGGAUUUCAGAGACACUUUCUUUAAUUUGACCCUAAAGGACCUCCUGCUGUGGCAGUGGCUCCAGCAGUACUGCCCCACGGCCAGCUUCAUCUUUAAAGGGGACGAUGAUGUCUUUGUUCGAACAGAUGCACUUCUGGAUUACCUGCACACGACGAUGGAGGAGCACAGUCUUUGGACAGGCUUCAGGAAUGGAACAGAGAUGGAUUUGUUUGUUGGGGACGUGAUCAGCAACGCCAUGCCAAACCGAGAGCCGUCAACCAAAUACUACAUCCCAGAAAGUUUCUACAAAGGAGCAUACCCUUCUUACGCUGGUGGAGGAGGGGUGGUGUAUUCCGGAUCACUCGCGUUACGCUUGAGAGAUGUCUCUGAGAGGGUUCAUCUUUUCCCAAUCGACGAUGUGUACCUUGGUAUGUGCCUGCACAGACUUGGGCUCUCUCCAAGCCAUCACCCGGGAUUUUUAACAUUUGAUCUCCCAGUUACGGACCGGGAAAAUCCCUGCGCAUACAGAUCUGUUCUGCUUGUUCACAAGCGAAACCCCAAGGAGAUGUUGACUCUAUGGAAACGGCUUCAGAAUCUGCACGGUCAAUGUUGA
Messenger RNA from Menidia menidia (Atlantic silverside), 1284 nucleotides. Lineage: Eukaryota; Metazoa; Chordata; Actinopteri; Atheriniformes; Atherinopsidae. The record is from the annotation of a GenBank genome assembly.